GACCCGGAAAACACGAGGAGCGUGUUUGUAUCGCCACAGCACGACCUUUAGCGGUUCAGUUACCAAUAAUGUUGUCAUCGUCCUUUCUGACGGAAGUGUCACACACCCCAAAUAUAGAAAGAGAUCAUGUACAACCGGGCACGUUACCUCAUCUUUUUCCAAUACAUAGGAACUAAAUACAGUGGUGCAGCCAAAGUACCUCCGCUUCAAACUUGGGUAAAAGGGGUCCAAGACCACAUAGAGGAUGCUCUACAGAGGCUGAGACCACUCAACCCGGUGUCCCUGUACAUCUCCAGCAGGACAGAUUCGGGCGUCCACGCCCUCUCUAACUCUGCCCACUUUGAUUUUCAACGCAAAAACGAUAAACCGCCAUUUACUGAAGACAUCCUUGUCGAGGCUCUCAAUUUCCACCUCCGCACGGAACAAAUAAGCGUCACCCGUGCCCAUCGAGUGCCAGAUGAUUUCAACGCCCGUUUCCGUGCACUCUCCCGAACUUAUGUCUACCGCAUUGCCCUAGGUUCUCAGGUUCCCCUUGUGGAGCGCGACAUGUGCUGGAAUCUCCGCCACACGGAGCUUGACGUCGGAGCCAUGAGCGAGGCGGCCGCCGUGUUUGUCGGGACUCACGACUUCAGCAGCUUCAGGGCGAUGAACUCUGAUGCAGCUUUUAAAAAUCCGGUAAAAACGCUGGAUGUCGUCAGGAUAGAACCCAGGAGAGGAUUCAUAUGCGAGCACUUCCACAGAGACGUUCCAUUGUGGGAGCUGACCUUUCAGAGCAAGUCUUUUCUAUACAAGCAGGUGCGCAGAAUGACAGGAGCCCUGGUGGCUGUGGGCCAGGGGAGGCUCACGCUUACCAAACUGAAAGAGAUUAUGGAGGCUCGCGACUCUUUGGCUUAUCCUUCGACCAUGACUGCUCCGCCUCAGGGCCUCUUCCUCACCAGGGUGAACUACAGCGAGUCAGAUCUUCUCCUGUCACCACAGACAUCAGCUUCCACACCUUCCACUGGAGUCUCGGAUGAGUAACUCACAACUCAUCUAUACAAGUGUAUAACGUAAUAUUGUUUACAUUUGAAACCUUUACUGCGUAAUACUGAAUGUUUUCUGACUCGCAUCAGUAAAAACGACAAUGGCAACAGAUGAACACUUACAUGUUCCUUUAAUUCAUACAUGACUUGUCCAUGAAUGCAGCCUAGGUACAAGUUGGCCAUACCUUGUUUUAAACAGGACAUGUUAAGCCUAACUCCUGUGUGUACAUCAGCACAGGAUUUGUCUCUCUCCUAAUAUCAAAACAAGGCUUACAACGUGGAGUGUAACACUAGUUAGCACAAACUGUGAGUGGUAUACCAUGUAGAAAGUGCACAGGCACACAUGCUCACUCGCUACAUAUACAUCCAAAUAAAACAGCAGACCACUUUUCUUUUUUUUUCACCUAAAAAGGUUUUCACAGAUAAUACAUGUCACUCUCGCUAGCCUCCAAUUGCAAUUGCAAUUGCUGCAUCUACUUCCCCUGCGCUGUCGGGAAACAGUCCAUAGAAUAAGAGCGUACCACCAACGGCAGUCUUGUCAGUGCCGAUGGGGGUCAGAUGAGGUUUGUUGAAGGUUCACACUGGCCGACAACUUUUCUUUAAGUUGCAGGAGAACAAAUUGAAACAGUCAACCACGUAUGCGCAAUCAAUGUUUUGUUUAGUUUAGAAUUGCUGUCCAUCAAAGUUGAACCUCAUGAGGAAUGUUUUUUUUUUCCCGCACUUCUCAGAAGUGACCCUAUCAAUAAAUCAGCCACACUAUUUAUUUGUCCCUACAAUUUUAAAUGUGUACCGCACACGCGUCUCCUGUCAUGCAACCAUGUUGUAGCAACGCUGAGUCUGAUUGGCAUAGGUCCUCAAGUCAAUUCAGCAUUUGGUUUAAGAGAAUUCAAUGUUGAAAAAUAUCAAGUCUUAGUCAGCAGGUUAAGCCCAAUAUUUUUGGAUUAUCAAUAACAAAAUCAUAUGUAUAUAUAAUGCACUUGAGGAAGGCUUUGUGUAUUUAACUCACUCACAACCAUUAAGUGUGCAGUCUGCAUGAAUAAGAAUGAAUAAGAACGUACAGCACAAGUCCAACCCUGAUUGAGGAGACUCGAACAAGAGAACACUAUCAAAUCAGGUCCAAAUUUGGAAGGAAUCAAAGCAUUAUGUGGCAAAUGUUAAAAAAAAAAAAGAAAAAAGAUGAAGACUAAAAGCUACUGCUGAGCAUCCCAAAUUGUUUUAAAACACUAUAAAUGAAUGAAGACUGACAUGCGUUUUGGCUCAUCUAAAAACCGUUGGUGAUAUGGAGUUAUGUAACGUAGUAUCUUAUCUCUAUCGGCAGCCUUUUUGGCAUUUGGCUAUGCACCCUGAAGCUAAAGUUGAGGAUUUGGAAUUCAUUUCUGUCAUGUGAGUACAGGUAUACACUGUAAGUUUGCAUAGACCCUUCAAAUCCAACCAUCACCGCCAUCAUCCACGAUGCUGCAAUAGCACUCAGAGCAGCACCAUACCCAACUUCACCCUUUCUACUGGCUGUCAAUGUGCUAAUGGCCUGGAAGUGAGGAUACAUUCACUCGGCUUGUUCAAAUCAACAGCCUUGUCUAAUAGCUUUUCUAAGUUGUUGUUUUUUUGUUUUUUUUUAAAGGAAUCUCUUGACUGUUUCAUGUGUACAAGAUGAGUCGCUUUUUAAGCAUCACAACUCAAA
Molecule: messenger RNA, 2700 nt
Organism: Dunckerocampus dactyliophorus (ringed pipefish)
Lineage: Eukaryota; Metazoa; Chordata; Actinopteri; Syngnathiformes; Syngnathidae
Gene: pusl1
Product: pseudouridine synthase like 1
Exons: 8
Coding region: 127-1020 (297 amino acids)
Biological process (GO): tRNA pseudouridine synthesis
Molecular function (GO): pseudouridine synthase activity; RNA binding
Source: RefSeq, a predicted model, not a curated record